UACUUUCUUUUUAAUAUGUCGUAUUGCACUCAAUAUUCAAACGUCGAGAAGAAUGGAUCGCAAAGUAGUGAGUAUUUGUCGGGACUGCAAUGAGUAUUCGCUUUCCGCUUAUGACACGCAGAACCCUUGUUUCGGCGAGUCCCACAAAUAUUGCACCAACUUGGAGAAUCCACCGGAGCAAUCCUGUAAAAAUGUUAUUUGGGUGUGUGAAAGUUUCUAUCAUUCAACCGCUGAAAGUGUUAAUCAUGAAAAUAAUGAUUGCAAGUUCAAAUCGAAAUCACCAAAUCAAAUUGAAACAAGAUACACCGAUUUGCUCGACAAGACAUAUCUGGAUUUGGCACAAAGAGCCACUGACGCCGAAGAAAACGGUUCAGCCACGCAACAGAAAGCAGCGCAUGCAUCCAUGCUUAAUCGGCGUAUGGUCAUCAAUAUUGCAGCUAUAGCAUUGUCAAUAAUAUUAAUCGGACUGCUGUUGUUCCCUGAAAGGACUGGAUUUUUCAAUGAAAACAAAGGGUCAUUUCAAGUGAUUCCAGUAAAUGCAACCCUGGCGGAUGAUAACGUGGGAGGGGGCAAGAUAUUGCGAAUUGUUCCACGUGAUGCCUGGUUAGCCCAGCCGCCUUCAAGUGAUCCCCAAAAACAAAAGCAUUAA
This is a messenger RNA of Bactrocera latifrons, 649 nucleotides long. RefSeq lists its product as uncharacterized. The transcript has 4 exons. NCBI's taxonomy places the organism in Eukaryota, Metazoa, Arthropoda, Insecta, Diptera, Tephritidae. The record is from RefSeq and is a predicted model, not a curated record. Bases 53 to 649 code for a protein of 198 amino acids.